GUGAGCAAGAUCUAAAUGAAGCAUUCUUUGCCUGAAAGAUUAUAAAGAAGCAACUUAUAUUAACUAAAAACACUUAUCUGCAUUCCUACCGUUAUUAAUUGAGACUAUUAAAGAACGGUGGAAUAAUAUGCUGUGCUCAGAGUUUAGCUUCUAUCUUCUUUGAACAUCCUUGAAAUUCAGGUUACUGGGAAAUGGAGAAUAUAUCAGAGCCAAAAGUGUCCCCGAAUACAGUGAUAUUGCAGAGUGAGGGAUUACUAAAGUAUAUAUUGGAGACCGGCGUUUAUCCACGAGAAGCAGAAACCCUCAAAGAGCUAAGAAAUGCAACUGCAAAGCACCCCAUGGGUUUCAUGGGUGCUGCACCUGAUGCGGGUCAGCUAAUGGCCAUGCUCUUGAAGGUUUCGAAUGCUAAAAACACAAUUGAAGUUGGAGUUUUUACUGGAUACUCUCUUCUCCUCACUGCACUCACCAUUCCAGAUGAUGGAAAAAUUAUAGCGAUGGAUCGAGAUAGAAAAGCUUAUGAGAUAGGACUACCAUUCAUUAAAAAGGCUGGUGUUGAACACAAGAUUGACUUCAUUGAGUCUCCAGCUUUACCAGUUCUUGAUAAGCUCUUAGAAGAUGCGGCAAAGGAGGGGAGUUUUGACUUUGCUUUCAUUGAUGCUGAUAAAAAGAAUUACUGGAAUUACCACGAGAGACUUAUGAGAUUGGUGAAGAUCGGUGGAAUAGUUGCAUAUGAUAAUGCACUGUGGGGAGGAACUGUUGCCUUGCCUGAAAAGGCAGUUUCGGAGGAUAAACAAGAGUGGAGACUCUUAUCGCUUGCUUUCAACCAAGCAAUUUCAAAGGAUUCUCGUGUUGAAAUUGCUUUUGUUUCAAUUGGUGAUGGAAUCAUUUUCUGCAGGCGCAUAACUUGAUUCUCAAUGCACUUUCACUCACAAUUUGUAACCACAUUAAUCGCAUAAACUUUAAUUAUUCCACCUUUGGCUGGAUUCACC
Vigna unguiculata (cowpea) is the source of this 989-nucleotide messenger RNA. Its product is annotated as putative caffeoyl-CoA O-methyltransferase At4g26220. Gene Ontology annotation, molecular function: O-methyltransferase activity; S-adenosylmethionine-dependent methyltransferase activity. NCBI's taxonomy places the organism in Eukaryota, Viridiplantae, Streptophyta, Magnoliopsida, Fabales, Fabaceae. The record is from RefSeq and is a predicted model, not a curated record. Gene Ontology annotation, biological process: protein transport.